Messenger RNA from Lentinula edodes (shiitake mushroom), 579 nucleotides. RefSeq lists its product as uncharacterized. The transcript has 4 exons. The record is from RefSeq and is a predicted model, not a curated record. NCBI's taxonomy places the organism in Eukaryota, Fungi, Basidiomycota, Agaricomycetes, Agaricales, Omphalotaceae. Bases 1 to 579 code for a protein of 192 amino acids.
AUGCGCUCAAAGACAACUUCUGUAACCCAAAAAUCUCGUGCUCAAACACCAGAUCGAGCAUCCAAAUAUCAACUUACUGGACCGUCUCCUUUUCGUCCUCGUCCUCGCAUUACCUAUGGUAAAAGUUAUAAGAAUCGAUCGUUACCCAACAGUCCUUUCCGCCACCAGAGUCCUCUAGUUGCAUCGACUUCGACCACUUGCAUGGAAUCUUCAGCUUUAGAUUAUGAAGAUCCAAUCGUAAUCCCUGAUACUCCUCCCUUUAUGAAGGUUCCGGGUCUUUCUGAUUCGAAGGAUACCUCGUCCCCUUCAGUAUUCACAAGGAUCAAGAUGGACGACCCGUGUGGACUCAACAAUGUCGGACCGGAAAUUUGCCUGCAGUCCUCACCCGCACGAUUAACCAGAGCAUUUACGCGAGAAGCGAAGUUGAAAGACGCGCUCGCUCGCUCUGAAGAGAAUCUCAAAGUUGCCCUACAAGAUGCUCAGGACGCCAAGAAUGAGAUCAAAGCUUUCAAAGAGGCGGAGAAAGUCCGCAGCGAAUGUCCUUGUUGCACGCAAGUAAUGUUGCAACCCUUCAUGUAA